Messenger RNA from Orbilia oligospora ATCC 24927, 2013 nucleotides. RefSeq lists its product as uncharacterized. Gene Ontology annotation, cellular component: exocyst. Gene Ontology annotation, biological process: intracellular protein localization; exocytosis; Golgi to plasma membrane transport. NCBI's taxonomy places the organism in Eukaryota, Fungi, Ascomycota, Orbiliomycetes, Orbiliales, Orbiliaceae. Bases 1 to 2013 code for a protein of 670 amino acids. The transcript has 4 exons. The record is from RefSeq and is a predicted model, not a curated record.
AUGGCGUCUCUUCGUAAACACCAGAUUAGCGGGCCAGUAGCUGGCUCCGUUAGAAAGGAAUCGAUAGCAUUCGGCGGUGGUGCUCCUAAGGCGUCGAAACAGGACCAAGACCGUGUAGCGGAACUAUUAAAACGACGGCAAUCUACAAGAAUCAUUUCUGCCCCCAUUCCUGUGGGGAAGACUAUGCUGGAUGCCCCUGGCGUACCGGUUAUACCUUCACAAUUCUCAGGCACCGGAGCGUCUGGGUCUUCCAGGACCGAAGCACCUAGUACCAGGCGGCCGGGGACAUCCGGUGGGAGGAAGAUCCAGCUACCGGAAGGAAAAGGGGUUCCUGUCAAUGUUGAAGAUUAUAUGGUGGACGACUUUGAUGCUUCGAGCUAUAUAUCUACGAUCCUCCGAGAUGCAACCGAAGAUGAGGUCCGACAGUAUCAGGCCGAUCUUAUACGGACCCGGAAACGUACAUCAGCCGACCUUCAAACUAACGUCUACGUCAACCGUAUACAAUUUAUCUCUAUCUCUAAAGAAAUUGGAAAUGUCAAAGAAGAAAUGAGGACUCUCCGAAACCUCUUAGCUGAACUGGAUCUUACUACUCAGUCACUCAACAGCAAUGCAGAUAGCGAAUUAAUGUCACCACUGUCUUUUGAGGCCAGUGGUAUGGAGAGCAUGUUGGGUGGCGGUGGUAGUGCAGCCUCUAGGAAGAAACGAAAUCGUACUUCGAUCGCCGACCUUACUCAGAUGUGGGCUACACACCUAAAACUCCUUUGGGAAAGAGUUGAAAACUCGCAAAAGUACCUCCCAGCAUCCCCAGGAAGGCAUAUAGUAAUGGAUAGCCCCCAGUGGGUCGAACUGAACUCUGCUACUUGGAAACCCACGCGGCAGGUGCAUAUGUUUCUUCUUAAUGACCACCUCCUCGUUGCAUCCCUGAAAAAACGUCGUCCAGACGCAGCUAAUCGCGGCGGACCGCCUACUAAGCUCUUCGCGGAACACUGCUGGCAGCUGAAUGAAGUCGACAUGAUUGAUCUCGCAACCUCAUCUUCGGAAACCUGCGCUAUUAAUAUUAGAGUAGCUAAGGAAUCAUUCGUGUACCGCAGUGAUAAGGCUGAUAAGAAAGCCAAACUCCUGAUGACGUUCAAGAAAACCGUUGAUGAGAUGCGGAAGGCUCUUAAGUCAGAGUCGGACGAUCAGAAAAAGGUUAAAGAUAACGUUACUUUCCUCUCCACACGAGAUCCAGCGCUCCAAGACCAGGACGACCUGUUGAGAACUAUAUCUGCUUCCAUGGGGAGAGAUCGACCGAAUAUAAUGAUUGACGUCGAUGGAACCCAACGGAAUCUUAGAUGGGUCGAAACGCAAAUGGAUGAACUGGAUGAAUUGAUCUCCCGACGAAAUUUUGAAGAUGCAGUCGGGAGAUUGGAGUUUUUGAGAGGUAUUGCGAUGAAGCACGCUAAGAGUAAUACAGUUGCUAGCGAGUUCAUCACAUUUAGAGUAGACGAAAGGGCAUUGAGAUUAAGUGCACAGAUCACAGCGGAUCUAAGGGAGUAUGCUUCCUGGAAGACCUAUGUAAAGAAGAAUGCGGAUUGGCUAGUACGGUUGGAGUUUGAGGAUAGAGCUAGAGAGGCCUUGUUGGAUGCUCGAAGUGCCACUAUGAAACUACGGACUAGACAAGUUCGCUUCGAAGGUGACAUUCCAUCCUAUGUCUCUCAGGUUGCCCUCGUUCAAUUCACCCUCAUCCGUAAUACGGUAGAGAUCUACAAUGCCUGCUUUGAAUAUCGCCUAUCGAGUCCUCUCGUUAAAUGGGCUAAGGAGCAUGUGGAAGGUUACUCCGACCUUGUUACGCGCCAGCUCUCAUCAGUUACUAGAGAAGAUGAUGUGUUUGAACAAUGCGUCCAGUACACGCUUCUCCACUCUACUCUGCUUACAGAUGUCGGAUUGGACUUUAGGGAUCUGAUGUUGCCUAGGGUCACGGCUAUCAGCACACCAGAUGCUCUGGGAGAGCCCAGUACUCCCCCAUUUUGA